UCCAACCAGGCGGUAACUGGAAGAUGUGUAUCACAUGCUUCCAGCAUGCUUUUAUGCAAAUAUAAUCUUGUGCUCCCCAGGCCAUCUUCUUCCCCCACUCCAUGCAGCUAGCUCCACCCUCCACGCCUCUCUCUCCACCCUCAGUGAUAGAUUUUUUAUUUCGGGGAAGCCAGAAAUGGGAAGGAAAUGGCACGCCGUUGCGGUACUGGGCAUAGCCUACAUUGCCGCCACCGCUGUCGCCGUCCAUGACAAGGGCAUUUCGUCCACCGCCACCGCUGCACCGCCGGAGGAAGCAAGCUCACUGGGCAAGCUAGCAAGCUCAGGCAGAACAGCUUAUCACCACGUGUGGCCGCCCAUGAAAUUUGGAUGGCGAAUAGUGUUGGGGUCGUUCAUUGGACUCUUCGGGGCAGCAUUUGGCAGCGUUGGCGGGGUAGGUGGUGGUGGGAUUUUCGUGCCCAUGCUCACCUUGAUCAUGGGCUUCGAUCCCAAGUCAUCGACGGCCAUGUCAAAAUGUAUGAUCACGGGAGCUGCUGUUUCAACCGUGUACUGCAACCUCAAGCUGAAACACCCAACUUUGGACAUGCCAGUGAUAGACUAUGAUCUAGCCCUGCUCAUACAGCCCAUGCUCAUGAUGGGGGUCAGCAUUGGGGUUAUUUGCAAUGUGAUAUUCCCCGACUGGCUUGUCACGGUUCUCCUGAUCCUCCUGUUUCUAGUUACCUCGACUAAAGCUUUUCUGAAGGGUGUAGAAACAUGGAAGAAAGAGACAUUAAUAAAAAGGGACGCAGCGGCAAAACAAGCAGAACGAUCCAGUGAAGAAAUUGAGAAUACGCCGAGGCCUACGGGGCCUGAUGCCGCAGCUGAGAAAAUGACCCCGUCAGAUGAAGCAGCUGUAUCCAUUUGGAAGAACAUUUAUUGGAGGCAGUUUGGCCUUCUUGCCUUUGUUUGGGUAGCAUUCCUUGCGCUUCAGGUCACUAAGAACUAUAUGGCAAUUUGCUCCACAUGGUACUGGGUUUUGAGCUUCCUCCAGCUCCCAGUGUCAGUUGGAGUGUCCAUGUACCAAGCAGCAAGUCUGAUGCAGGGGAAGAGGGUGAUAUCAGCAAGGGCAAAUAAGCAUACGAGCCUGAAAGCUCAUCAGCUAUUGGUAUACUGCUCCUUUGGCAUCGCUGCUGGUGUCCUGGCUGGUCUGCUUGGCGUCGGCGGGGGAACCGUCAUGGGGCCUCUCUUCCUGGAGCUCGGUCUCCCUCCGCAGGUCUCAAGUGCUACAGCCACCUUUGCAAUGAUGUUUUCUUCUUCCAUAGCAGUCGUAGAAUACUACCUCCUGCGUCGGUUCCCUGUACCAUAUGCUCUCUUCUUCACCAGUCUGGCAUUUUUUGCUGCGAUUAUUGGCCAGCGGGUUUCGAGGAAGCUGAUCAAUUUUUUAGGACGGGCAUCAUUUAUCAUCUUCAUAUUGUCCUUCUUCAUCUUCAUCAGCGCGAUUACUCUAGGUGGAGUCGGCAUCUCCAACACAAUUCACAAGAUGGCGCGGCGCGAGUACAUGGGAUUUGGUAACAUUUGCUAAUAUGAUGCGUAGGAAGAUAUAGCUUGCACGCAUACAAGAACGACAUGUUGUGUCGUGCAGUUUAUGUGGAUGGAACACUGAUUUGUGUUAGAAUUGGUUGUCGUGUCAUUAAGCACCUCUGGGAUAUCCUCGCCAGUAAGAAAACCUAGCACCACAGUAGUCAGCUCAUUCAUCUCUAUCAGCCCUGUCUAUGUGAUAUACCUGUAACUAGAUAGAGUUCUUGCGAGUACUUCUUGGGAACAGAAGUUUCCCUUGGUUACUGUUAGAGCCCUAUCUAGAGCUGAAUCUGAUCA
This is a messenger RNA of Lolium perenne, 1851 nucleotides long. Its product is annotated as sulfite exporter TauE/SafE family protein 3. The record is from RefSeq and is a predicted model, not a curated record. Gene Ontology annotation, biological process: protein ubiquitination. Gene Ontology annotation, cellular component: Cul4A-RING E3 ubiquitin ligase complex; membrane. Lineage: Eukaryota; Viridiplantae; Streptophyta; Magnoliopsida; Poales; Poaceae.